CAUGUGGAGGUAUGCCACUUCAAAAGCGUGAGUCGGACCGCGGUCUCCCAGCGUUAACAGUGGUCUUGAUCUCGUGCAACCACUGUUAGCUGCCAGCUGAUCCGCUCCAGGCCCCAAAGCAGGGAGAGCGCUGAGCGGAGCGGCUCGGAUUGGAUGUGAGUGGAGCGGAGCGGAGUGGAGAGCGCAAUGCUGCGACAGCUGGUUACUGCUACUGUUAUUGGCGACUGUGAUAGGGGCGCAGUAACUUGGCCCACACCGACGACUCGACAGUUUUGAACGGAACUUGCUGGUGUUUGGAUCGCAGCUGCGCCGAUCUCCGCGAGGCUAACGCCACCGACUACGACGAAUACAAAACCCAAUUUGUGCACAAUAUUUUUUUUUGUUUGUUUUCCGUUUCGUGCUAACUAAACCAUUUGUGCUGGUGAUCUCCGUAUGAAACAGAAUAUUCCGAAUUUUCGAGCAGUGUGUCCAUAGAAUAAUUGCCUUCAAACGCCAUUGGCAGCCCUUCUUCCAUCACAUCCGCAUGGCCAUGUCCCGAAUCCGAAACCGAAUGCGAAACCGCAUCCUGGAGCCCAUGCAGCAGAACCUGCUCCUCCUGCCACUGCUGCUCCUCCUCCUGAUCGUUGGCGAGGCAGCGGCUGGCUCCUUGGUCUCCCCGAACAAUAGGCAGCCAUCGCAGCGCUUCUUCUACGCCGCCGCCACGUCCUCCUUCUCCUCGCAGACCAAGGUGCGCCUGCUCCGCCAGGCGGACGAUCCCAGUGCGUCGGGUGCGCCGGGUGCGCCGGGUGCACUGGAGGGCAGCUGCUGCCAAGGAGCGGCCGCGGAAUCCGGAAAACCAUUGACGCUGCCACUGGCCGUGUCCGCAGAGCUGACCAACGUGACCAGCGCCGACUACGAUGUCUCCGGCGAGAUGUCCUCCUCCAAGGAAAACUUUAAGCGCAGCAUCAUGAAAUCAAGCGUGAGGAAUGCGACGCCGGCGAGCUGCUCCCCGCAACCGACGAUCGUGGAGCUGAAGCCGCCGGCGGAGGACGAGGCGAACUACUACUACAUGCCCGCGUGCACGCGGAUCAGCCGUUGCAAUGGGUGCUGCGGAUCCACACUGAUCUCCUGCCAGCCGACGGAGGUGGAGCAGGUGCAGCUGCGGGUGCGCAAGGUGGACCGGGCGGCGACCGGCGGACGGAGGCCGUUCACCAUCAUCACCGUGGAGCAGCACACGCAGUGCCGCUGCGAUUGCCGCACGAAAGCGGAGGACUGCAACGUGUACCAGUCGUACCGCAAGGAUCUGUGCCGCUGCGAGUGCCACAACACGGACGCCAGGGACAAGUGCCUGGAGCAGGCCGAGAACAAGUACUGGGUGGACGACAACUGCACCUGCGUCUGCCGCUACAACCAGAGCUGCACCACCGGCACCGUCUUCGACGAGACGCAGUGCAAGUGCACCGACCCGGCUGCACCCCUCGAUGUUUUGGACCGCAAGCGCUUCAUUGUCCAGGCGGUACAGGUGGACCCCGAUAACACCACCCUGUACAGUGUUUGAGGAGUACGAAGUAGAAACGCCUACUUUCCUAGCGGGGUGAAUUCCCGAGUACUGAGAAGGUAAUUGCCGAGGAAUUGCACCGUGUACUUUACAUUAUUUAUAGUUAUCGAUUAAACCUAGGCUUUAACUGCAAUCCGCUUACACUAAACACACAGUAUUUACUCCCAUUCCAUCUGCGGCACAAAAAAAAGAAAAAUCUUUAAUUGAUUGCGCAGAAAUCUCUGCCAAUUGGAUAUUUACCUAAAAGUGUAUGGGUUGGUUGGUUGGCCAGUAAAAGACCACAGAAAAGUGCACUAUUAGAUAUAUUUUCGAAGUAUUUUAGAACUUUCGAGAUUUCUGCGCAAGUCCUGUGUAUUAAUUUUUAUGAAUUUGUUUAUAUAACAUUUUAAGCGCCUUUCACUUUGUCACGGCUUUGUACACAUUUGUUGAUUUCCGUUUGUUUAAGUUUUAAGUCAUCCAAAAUGAGUUGUCCACAAAUUAAGAGCUAAACAAUAAUCCGCCGUACUUUAUUUGUAUGUAACUUUUUUUUGUAAAAAAAAUGUUAGACUUAAGUUUACGUAAAGAAAAUGCAGACAAAGUAUUGAAUUA
Messenger RNA from Drosophila erecta, 2125 nucleotides. It is a transcript of the gene Pvf1, whose product is annotated as vascular endothelial growth factor C. Gene Ontology annotation, molecular function: growth factor receptor binding; growth factor activity. Gene Ontology annotation, biological process: positive regulation of protein autophosphorylation; positive regulation of cell population proliferation. Lineage: Eukaryota; Metazoa; Arthropoda; Insecta; Diptera; Drosophilidae. The record is from RefSeq and is a predicted model, not a curated record. Gene Ontology annotation, cellular component: membrane. Bases 524 to 1537 code for a protein of 337 amino acids. The transcript is spliced from 6 exons.